Drosophila ficusphila is the source of this 928-nucleotide messenger RNA. It is a transcript of the gene Iyd, whose product is annotated as iodotyrosine deiodinase 1. Gene Ontology annotation, molecular function: oxidoreductase activity. The record is from RefSeq and is a predicted model, not a curated record. Lineage: Eukaryota; Metazoa; Arthropoda; Insecta; Diptera; Drosophilidae. The transcript has 2 exons. Bases 12 to 884 code for a protein of 290 amino acids.
AUGGGAAAGCAAUGGAGGUGGACGAUCUGAUCAGCAGCUCUAAGCUGGUCAAGCACUGGCCAAGUUUACUUCUUGGCUUGGGCCUGAUUUGGAUCCUUAAAAACUGGUUUUUCAAUGGGAACAGAAGAUACAGAGAUGCAGGGAAGAGUUACAGUGUGGAAAACCAGGAGGAAGCUGAGGAAGACGAUUUGGAAGAUCUCGAGGAUGAACUGCAGCCUGCUCUAGAGGAGAAACCCCAUGUGCCCUUUGUGCCUGGCCAGAAUCUCAAUCCCAAUGGUGCUAAGCAGUUCUACGAAUUGAUGCGAGGACGUCGGAGUAUUCGCUCCUUCAAGAGCCACCCCAAACCAGAUUUAAGCGUUAUUGAGGACUGCAUCCGGGCAGCGGGAACGUCUCCCAGUGGAGCCCAUACUGAACCAUGGACCUUCUGCGUUGUAGAGAGCUCGGAAGUGAAGCAAUCCAUUCGGGAGAUUGUGGAGCAGGAGGAGCUCAUCAACUACAGUCAGCGAAUGCAUCCCCAGUGGGUCACGGAUCUCCGGCCCCUGCAAACCAGCUAUAUAAAGGAAUAUCUCACAGAUGCCCCGUACCUUAUACUGAUCUUCAAGCAAACUUACGGAUUAUCUAAAGACGGGAAACGGAAAAGGCACUACUACAACGAAAUAUCAACUUCCAUUUCGGCCGGACUCCUUUUGUGUGCCCUUCAAGCUGCAGGACUUAGUUCUUUAGUCACAACUCCUUUAAACUGCGGCCCUGCUUUAAGAUCCCUGCUCAAGCGACCCACAAAUGAAAAACUACUAAUCCUACUGCCAGUGGGAUAUCCAAAGGAUGGUUGUACAGUCCCGGACUUAGAGCGUAAAAAUUUAUUAGAUAUUAUGGUUUUAUUUUAACCUUAUUAUAUUAAAAUAGAGAUAAAUAAAAAUAACAUCAAAAA